AUGCCCGAACCCACACCCGCAACAACCACGGCCGGCCAUGGUCUCCCAGAGCACCUCGACCCAUCCGAGCUGGGAACGAAAGAGCACUGGGAGAGCGCAUACGCGCGGGAGACACAAAACUUCCUCGAGAACCCCUCCGACGAGGGAAUAAUCUGGUUCUCGGAGUCAUGCGCGGAGGAGCGUAUGAUCCAGUACCUAUCUUCUUUGCCGUUAUCAGCGUCCAGCGCCUCAUUCCUCGACGUCGGCACGGGCAACGGGCACCUCCUCUUCGAGCUGCGGGAGGCGGACGAGGACGAGGAGUACGCCGGCUUGAUGGUCGGGAUCGAUUACGCGCCCGCGAGUGUAGACCUUGCGAGGACGAUUGCGCGGCAGCGGGGGCUGGACGUGCGGUUCGAGACCGUGGAUGUCAUACAGGAUGAGCUGAUGGGACAGCACUGGGUGCCCCCCGGAGGCUUCGACGUCGUGCUGGAUAAGGGCACGUUUGACGCGAUAUCGUUGAGCGAGGAGAUGCUGUCCGAUGGGCGGCGGGUGGUAGAGGCGUACCCUGCCAAGGUCGCCGCGGCGAUGAGGAAGGGUGGCUGGCUGGUCGUCACGAGCUGUAAUUGGACGGAGGAGGAGCUGGGGAGGAGGAUUGUGGAGGGCGCCGCAGGAGAGCUACAGGUCUACGGCAGGGUCAAGUAUCCUAGCUUUACGUUUGGUGGCGUCGCAGGGCAGACGGUCUGUACGCUUUGCUUUAGGCGCAGGGAGUAA
Tricharina praecox is the source of this 750-nucleotide messenger RNA. RefSeq names its product S-adenosyl-L-methionine-dependent methyltransferase. Gene Ontology annotation, biological process: peptidyl-lysine dimethylation; peptidyl-lysine monomethylation. Gene Ontology annotation, cellular component: cytoplasm. The coding region runs from base 1 to 750 and encodes 249 amino acids. The record is from RefSeq and is a predicted model, not a curated record. Gene Ontology annotation, molecular function: protein-lysine N-methyltransferase activity. Lineage: Eukaryota; Fungi; Ascomycota; Pezizomycetes; Pezizales; Pyronemataceae. The transcript has 2 exons.